GCUGUAAACAGAGAGGGCGGCGGGCGAUGGCGGCGGCGCCGGGCUGCGCUGGGAGGCCCUGAGGGCCGGUGGCUGCCGGGGCGCGGGCGGGCGGCUGCGGUGCGCUCCCCCCGAGGGGCUGCGGCGGCGGUGGGGGCCGGCGGCACACAUGGAUGACAGCAAGGUGGUUGGAGGCAAGGUAAAGAAACCAGGCAAGCGAGGUCGUAAACCAGCCAAGAUAGACUUGAAGGCCAAACUUGAAAGAAGUCGUCAGAGUGCAAGAGAGUGCAGAGCCAGGAAGAAGCUGAGAUACCAGUACCUGGAAGAGCUGGUUUCAAGCAGAGAGCGAGCUAUUUGUGCUCUCAGGGAAGAGCUUGAAAUGUACAAGCAGUGGUGCAUGGCCAUGGACCAAGGGAAAAUCCCCUCUGAAAUAAAAGCCCUGCUAACUGGAGAGGAGCAAGGCAAAGCACAGCAGAACACAACCAAACUUGCCAAGGCUGGCAAGACAGAAGCAAACAGCAGCAAUCCCUGGUGAAGAUUAAUCUCCUGGCAUCUCAUGAAGAGAUGGAGAUUUGGCAUCAUAGUUGCAUUCGCUACUUUCAAAAAAAUUAUACAGAGCACUGGAACAGGCUGCCUGGGGAGAUUGUGGAGUCUUCUUCCCUAGAGAUAUUAAACCUCUGCCCCCCUACCCUGGACACAAUCCUGUGCCACCUGCUCUAGGGGACCCUGCUUUACCAGGAGGCUUGGACUAGAUGAUCUCCAGAGUUCCCUUCCAGCCCCUACCAUUCUGUGAUCUCUAUAGUUAGAUAUAAAAUUACUGUUAAUAUAAGGACCAAAUGUUUGAGGCUUGUCUAAAAAUGUGGAGAAUUCAGAGGAAAAGCUGAAAUAAGAACUCUAGUCCUCACUAUGCUUAAGAGAUACAGCAAGAGGAUGAACUGAUGUAGAAAUACCUGUUGUAGGUAAGCAAGAAAAAAACAUAAUCUUGUGGGUUUCCUGCUGUUAGUUUCACUGAGUGUUAAUUUCCCUAAGUUAUGGCACUAAAUGAAUUCCUUGUAUGACUCUGUUGUGGGUUUGUGUGAGAAAACAGAAACUUCUAAUCCACAGUAAAAUCUGAGGUAUCCCAUACUGAAUAGUGCAUGAGUGGACUACUCAUCAACUGUAUUUAUGGAAUGUAUAGACUUGUAUAUGUAGAUAAGGAAGCAGAAUUUGUAGUGUCAGUUAUAGCCAUUGCCUUAAGCUGUUUCUGCAAAAGUUGUUGCUUGAUAUUAUUUAUACAAUUAUUUGUAUUUUCUUUAUCUUACUUUAACUAGAAAAUGCUGCUAUGUUUCAGCUAGUCAUUUUCAGCAGCACUUUAUUAAAAAAAAAUAACCUACAAAAACCAGACUGACUUUCAGUUUCUUCUUUUUCCUCCAUAAAAUAAUUUGAGAGGUGGAAGUUUUGUUUCCAUAGCUAGUGCAAGAUCAGCCCUGCUUUUUGGUGUGUCUGCCUGUAACUCACAACUGGCUUAAAUAAACACUAGCAACAUGAACUGCUGCUUCAAGCAA
Apus apus (common swift) is the source of this 1523-nucleotide messenger RNA. It is a transcript of the gene CREBL2, whose product is annotated as cAMP responsive element binding protein like 2. Gene Ontology annotation, cellular component: nucleus. Gene Ontology annotation, molecular function: DNA-binding transcription factor activity. The transcript has 4 exons. NCBI's taxonomy places the organism in Eukaryota, Metazoa, Chordata, Aves, Apodiformes, Apodidae. Gene Ontology annotation, biological process: regulation of DNA-templated transcription. The coding region runs from base 149 to 514 and encodes 121 amino acids. The record is from RefSeq and is a predicted model, not a curated record.